Microplitis demolitor is the source of this 5789-nucleotide messenger RNA. RefSeq names its product fidgetin-like protein 1. Lineage: Eukaryota; Metazoa; Arthropoda; Insecta; Hymenoptera; Braconidae. The transcript is spliced from 5 exons. The record is from RefSeq and is a predicted model, not a curated record. Bases 121 to 1968 code for a protein of 615 amino acids. Gene Ontology annotation, molecular function: microtubule severing ATPase activity; ATP hydrolysis activity; ATP binding.
UCCAGAAAACUUCUAACCUCCUGAUAAGUUGAUUUGUUUACAGUAAAAAUAUUUGUUUUUUUGCCAAGACUUUAUUAAUUAUUAUUUAUUUUAUUGAGUAAUUAGUAAAAAUAAGUAAAGAUGGAGAAUUCGAAUAUAAAUAGUAAUCAAAAUUUGAAUGAUGAUUUGCUGGAAAAAAAUUAUUUGGCAGCAUAUCAGGAAUUGAAAUUUUCAAAGUCGGAUAAAAAUAACUUCGAUAGGGAUCGGAAGUGUCUGGCAUUAAAAUAUCACAUUGCAAAAAAAAGCUCUGACGAAUUAGCCCUUCGUCUUUUAUCACACGAUAUCGACGACUACAUUUCGCAAAUGGCAACUCGCGAAGUCCUUCAGUCCCCUUAUACAAAACGCACUAAAAACGUCUCAAUUCCGUCUAAAAUAACUACUUCCGAAAUAUUGUCUGUAAUCCAACCGCUGCCUUGUCAGAAAGACCCUUUGCAAUCCUGUAAAUCUACUUUACCCAAUGAACGUGACGUUGAGAAUAUCAUUGGCUACUGGAAUGGUAAAAAAGAGUCACCACGUCGUCGCAAAGUAUCUCAAGUUUUAAAAAACCAAGACAGUAACACUAGCCCAUUUCAAAAUUAUUCAAAUUCCGGCUCAAAUUUUUCAAACCAAAGCCCUAGUUAUUCAAACCAAUCUCAAAAUUACCCGAAUAAAGGCCCUGUACAAUCUAGAUCAACAUCAUUCCCAUCACAAAACAACCAAGAGCGCGAUUUAGUAAAGCGUCAGGAAAAACGUUCGCAGUUUGAUAACCUCUAUAAAAAAUACAACCGUCACAAUGACGACGAGGAUGAUUUAUUACCUUCUCAAUCUAGUAAUAAAGACACCCGGAAACUAGAGCCCUUUAAAUCUGGUCGUCAGAUCAAUAUCCAGCAGCAGAAAGCCAAUAAAUCAAAGCCCCAGGGUAAAACUCUUGGAGGCAAGACAUCCGUGAGCAAACCUUUUGUCUGCCCGCUUAAUAAACGCGAUGAGGAAGAAAAGGUCGAGCGUUCAGACAGUCAGGAAGACAUGGACUGCGACGAUGAACGUCUUAAAAACAUAGAUCCCAAAAUGAUUGAACUUAUACGCAAUGAAAUAAUGGACUCUGGGGCUCUAGUGACUUGGAAUGAUGUUGCAGGUCUUGAGAAAGCUAAAAGUAUUAUUAAAGAAGCCAUUGUCUUGCCUAUGUUGCGUCCAGAUAUUUUUACAGGACUAAGACGUCCUCCGAAAGGAAUUCUGCUAUUCGGGCCACCUGGAACUGGCAAGACCCUAAUUGGCAAAUGUAUCGCUUCCCAAAGUAAGUCAACGUUCUUUGCUAUUUCCUCGAGUUCGCUUACUUCCAAGUGGGUCGGAGAGGGCGAGAAAAUGGUACGGGCUCUAUUUGCUGUGGCGCGGGUUUAUCAACCAUCAGUUAUUUUUAUCGAUGAAAUCGAUUCCCUGUUGAGCCAGCGGUCGGAUACAGAGCACGAGAGUUCAAGGAGAAUAAAGACUGAGUUCUUGAUACAUCUCGAUGGUGCAACUACUGGCGACGAUGAUAAGAUUUUGCUAAUAGGAGCGACUAAUAGACCAGGGGAACUUGAUGAGGCUGCUAGAAGACGUUUUGUCAAACGGUUGUAUGUCCCGUUGCCAGAGUUUGAAGCAAGGAAGCAAAUUGUUAAUAACUUGUUGCGUAAUGAGAGACAUCAUUUGUCGGAAGAGGAUGUUGAGACAGUCGCCGAGAAGGCUGAUCAUUUUUCAGGAGCUGAUAUGACGACACUGUGCAAGGAAGCGAGCAUGGGUCCGAUUAGAAGUAUUCCCUUUGAUAUGAUGGAGAAUAUUAGAAUGGAAGAUGUCAGAGGGGUGACGAUUGAUGACUUUUUGGAGGCGUUCAAACGUGUGAGACCCAGUGUUGCGCAGGAUGAUUUGGUCCAUUAUGUCAAGUGGGAUAAAACUUAUGGCAGUGGCACUGCUGAGUAAAAUAUCAACUUUUUUUUUAUUUUAAUUAAUUAUAAAUAAAAAUUUUUAUUUUAAAGAAAUUUUAGAUUCCAUAAGAUAUAUAAGUUGAUGAAAAAUUUACUUUCAUGUAUUAGAAAUUUGUCAAUCUCAUAUUUAAUGAUAAGCUAAUGUAAUAUAAUUUAUAUUCUUUUGUUUUAUACAAUAAAAUUUCAUACUUUUAACGUUUUUUUUUAAUCUUAAAAUAAAUAUUCUAUAAGUGAGUAUUCACUGAAAAAGUUUUGGUUACAGGAUACUAAAAAAUUCCUUAAUGUAGGAAGACAUAAAAGGCUUGAAAGUGGCAUACUCCAAAUGUGAAUUGCAGAAAUACAAUAAAUGAUUUAGAGGUCAUCCAUAAAUUACAUCACACGUUAAUGGGGAGAGAGAGUAUCACUGAAAUGUGACAAGGGGUAUGGGGGAGUCAAUAAAAUUUGAAAAAAAUACUAAAACGUGAAGUUCAGAUGUGAAUAAAAAACUAAAAAUUUACGAACUUGAUGUAUAUUUAUUAAUAAUUUAGUAUUCUCGCUAUGAGAUUAUCUCUCAUAUCAUGCAACGUCAUUUAACUUCUAAAGCGGCGUUGUAAUGCAAAUGAGACACUCGAAUUCACGAUAAUUUUGAAUGGUGAGAGUUUAAGUAGAUUAUUUAAUAAAAUUAAGUAAAAAAUGAAAAUAGCUGUUUUCUCUCGAUUAUUUUAAAAUUCAUGCAUAAAUUUUAAAAAUGUGUUCAAAAGGGGUUCAAAAGUCCUAAAAUUCGUGUGACGUAAUUUUGACAGCUCUUCGCUAUGCAGCAUAAGCUGUGGAAAAAUUAACUUAUUAUUGAAUUAGCUCUGAUUCAUAUAAGUUGCUACCAUAGAGAUAUUUUAGGUGGAGCUGUUUGUACAUUGGAAGAUUCUAAAGCGACUUUGACUCAUUGUUUUAAAUAUUUACUGAAAAUUCUUCGAUAAUAAUUUAUUACAAGAGCCAGUUCAUAACUUAAAUGAUAAUUCCCUGUAGCUAUGGCUUAUCAUAUAAAUAAGAAAUUACAAUAAUAAACAACGAAGUAUUACUCAUUAUCAUGGUAGUUAAGUCCUUUUAAUUCUACGUUUUACAUUGACUUUAAUUAUAAUUCCUGAUAAAACUUUUAAUAUCACGCAUUUAAAACGUGCGUUUUACAUUAAUAUAUUUAUAAAAUCUAGUUUAAUGUGAUUGAAUGACAUUAAACGUAGUGCCCUAUUAAUAUUUUAUAGUAAAUAAAUGGAUCAAGAAAAAAAAAUUUUAAAAUACCAUGACUUUAAUCGGUGAUCUAUUAUUAAACUGUCGUGAUAGUUGAUAAAAAUUAUCUUUAUUUUCUUACGACACGCAUGAUUAAUCACUGCUUUACAUUACUGUGCGUGGCAGACGAGAGAAAACAUAUUUUGUUUUUAUAUAAAGAAGAUUUUUAAUUAAUAAUAAUUCAGUUGCUUAAGACGAUAGUCGCUAAAAUUUUUUAAGAAUUUUAUUUUUUAAUAAAGUGAUCAAUUUAUAAAAUAAAUUUAUUAUUAAGUAUUUUAAUUAGGGUUCAAAAAUGAAUAUGAAAUUAAUUUGCGUUCUUUUAUUAAUUUCGGUCAUCGAAUAUGGAUUUUGUAAAAGUAUUAAUCAGCAGUUAAUAAAUUACAAUAAUGAAGAUAUUAAAUAUCUUGCAUUUGUAACAAAUGGCGAUUUAUAUUCAUGUCCAUGUGUAAUAAUAAGUAAAAAGCACCUACUGGCAAGUGGUUCAUGCAUACGCAGACAUGAACGUGGAUUAGAAAUAGUCGCAGGUGCUAUUCCACAUACUCAUAAUAUUUAUAAUGAUAACGACGACGAUGAUGAUGAUGAUGACGAUGAUGAUCAGGGAAACUCAGGAGUUUAUCGAACAAUUAAAAAAAUUAAGUAUCAUGCGGAAUUCGUCAACAAAAUCCGAAGUAUGAGAAUCCAUAACAGUUUCGUAAUUUUGACUUUGAGGAAAAGUUUACCAAUAGGCAAUAAUAUAAAAAUAGCUAACUUGCCAGUUGAAGAUGUCAAAGAAGGAGACGAAGGGACUAUUUAUGGCUGGUAUCAAACAUGUACCAUUAGAUCACCGCCACGAUUUUUAAGUGCGCCAUUAACUGUCUUGGAUCGAAGCAACUGCUCUCGUAUUGAUGACGAUGAAUUUUGUUCUAGCAGUGAGAUGACAGAAAAGAUAAUCCAUUCAUCCCCAGUAAUUAGCAAUGGGACUAUAAUUGGCUACACGACUUACGGCUGCCCUUCAUUCAAUACCGACUACACUGUGACGAGCGUCUACUACUAUCUAUCCUUCAUCAAAAGCGCCAUGAAGUUACACGUUUAAACACAAAACAUUGUUAUAUCUAUUUAUUUAAUAUUUACUGAAUAAUGAUCUGAAUUUUAUAAUUUACUAUUGUAUUUCAAUACCCUACAGUAAAACCCAAUCCUUAUCUUAUCUAUCUAUCUAUAAUUCCAUCCCUGGCCUUCAUCGCCGCCAUUUUGUCGUCCGUCUUCCUGACUCUACUUCAGCCAUUAGGUUACAACCCAGCAACCUAGACGUUUCGCGCAAAAUUUUAAAUAUUCCAUAAGAGGUUACAAUAGCAAUCGCAUCAGUUUUAUUAGAUCUCGUCAUUAAAAAGAUAAUUAACGUGAAAAUGUCUACUGCGCAAUUAAACAACCAAUUAACCUCACAUUUAUCGGAACAAGUGACUGAGUUUCAUAGUGCAGUUGAAAACUCCGACUACGAUAAAAUAAAAGUUAUUUUUAAAUUAAAUACAGUUGACGUCAAUGCGACAAGUAAUUUACACGAUCAUACACUUGGAUUUACGGCUCUGCAUUUAGCAUCGAUUUCAUCGAAUCCAACCUCUGAAUUAAUAGUCGACUUAUUAUUAAAUUACGGUGCUAAUAUUAAUAGCAGAUGUCUAAAAGGUAAAACGGCAUUGAUGUACGCAGUAGAAUGUCAAAAUGGCGGCAUUGUAAAAAAAUUACUGGACAAUAGAGUUGAUGUUAACCUCCAAGAUUUGAAAGGUCUAACGGCGCUUCACUACGCAAUGCAACAGGGGAUUCCCGAUCUGGUUAAUUUACUUCUUAAAUAUCACACUGAUAUUAAUAUUGUUGAUAACAAUGAUAAGACAGCAUUUGAAUACUGCUAUGAUAAUAUUGUUUUUUAUUAUACGCGCGAAAAUUUCAAAGAGUUACAAAAUGACAAAUAUAUUUUGUACAGAAAUAUAUAUGGAACUAAAUAUUUAUCAGCUGCGAAUAUUUUUAUCGGCCAUUUUAUCAAAGUCGCUGAUGACAUGAAAAACUAUAAAAUAUUUAUGUUAAUUGAAAAUCACCCCGUGACGUAUUAUAUUUAUAAUGAAUUUGAAAAACAGAUAAUUAAGAUGAAAAACGAAAAAAUAAAUAAUACAAAUGUUUCUUAUUAUGAUUUUAUGACCGGUGAUAUCAGUCAACUGAAUAAUUAUGUUAAUGAUCCUGACAUAGUUGCGGAUUUAUCACUUUGUAAAGGCGAGUAUGUUGAAAAAUUUCCAUUGUUCGCGCGAGAUAUCAGUGAUUGUUUCAAUAAAGCAAUGGAGAGAAAAAAACUUAUUGAUGAAAGCACGAAAAUUCUUAAUUAUUUGACGAAUUCUUCUACGCUGCUGGAGAAUGAUCGCAUGCAGAUGAUCUUUGAAUUAUUAGAUAAAGCCGAUUUAAAUGAAUUUGUUGAUAUUUUUAUCUAAAAUUAUUGUUUUGUAAGAGAGCAUUAUUACGAUUGUUUAAUAUUUUUUUUAUAUUUGUACAGUAUUUUUAUAAGCUUUGUUUUCAAAUAAAUCAUAUUUAUUAUAAUUA